Didymodactylos carnosus is the source of this 1423-nucleotide messenger RNA. NCBI's taxonomy places the organism in Eukaryota, Metazoa, Rotifera, Eurotatoria, Philodinida, Philodinidae. The record is from the annotation of a GenBank genome assembly.
CAGAGUACUUUUGCAUACGUUUCAACAAAUUCGUAAGGAUAGUCGUUCAAAAACAUAUUUUAAUAUAAAAACAAUGUACUUUUUUCUCAUUUAUAUUAUCAGCUUCAACGAAUCAGCAAAUAAAUCAUCAUUAGUUAUCGAUCAUACUAAUGUAAAUCGAAAUGAAACACCACUAAGUAGUUUACCACCACGACAAGCACUAUCAUCAUACACACCCCUAUUAUCAUCCACCAACAUCUCUAUUAGUCAACCAGUGGCCCGUCGCAUCUUGCCGACUCGUAAUCAUCCUGUCAUAUUACUAACUCCACAACUACCAAUUUCUAAUAAUCAUCAUCCUGCAGCAGUUCAACGAAUAAUUUCACCAAUCGUGUUAACUCCUACUCCUCGCCCUACACCUCGUGCUAUAUUACCCUCCCGUUCUUCUAUUUUACGUCUUACUGUUAAUAAACCACAAUCCCAACAACAACUUACUUCUACGCCCACCUCUCACACACCUGCUCAUUUACAAUGUAAUUCUUUACUUUUAGGCUCUCAAUUACAGCAACCACAAUCUCCAACAGUUCAAGAAGCAACAAUAGCUAGAACACAAGAAGCAAAUGAAUCACGUCAAUGUACUCGUUUGGCUAAAAAGAACUUUCAAUUGAACAAUAUACAAUGUAUUGUUAACUAUAAAGAUGUUUUUGACGCCAUAUGUGAUAAAUAUCCACUCUCAAACUCAACAAUAAAUGCAAAAAGAGGCAAAAAGACUCUACUUUAUCUAUGUGUCGCAGAUCUUCAAGUAAGCGAUUACAAGUACCAAAUCAAUCAGGAUGUGUUUAAUGACGAUAUCAAAGCGAAUUGUGAUGAAAUAUUCGUUGAAUCUGGACCGUACAAAAGAAGAAAUGAUUUAAAAACCAGUCAAGCAGAACAUAAGAAUCGUCAAAAUUACUUUGCGGCUAAAGCAUUUAAUCAAAACGCGGCUGGAAUAGCAAUGAUAAAAGAAAAUCUUCCUUACGAUUUUUUGAUUCACUCACAACAAAUAAAAAGAACCUUAUAUGAGGAAGAAGAAUUACGAAAAAAACAAAAAAAAUUGGAUUAUCAAUCGAAAUAUCCGAUAGCUUCAUUUGUAAUUCCACAGCGAUAUGAACAAGAAGUGCAAUUAUGGUUCGAUAAUGACUUCAUGAAAAGAAUAAAUGGCGAAAUCGAUCGAUGUAGAUGCUUAUUUAUAGUUGGUGAUACAUUAGCCGGAAAAACAUCAUGGGCACGGAUAUUCGGCAAUCACAUGUUUUUUCAUGUUAAUUUUAGUUUGAAAGAAUGGUGUGACGAUGCUCUAUAUUUGGUUCUGGAUGAUGUGAAAUGGUACACGAUUCGAGAUACAGCAAAAGGUUUACUUAAAGCACCGGGAGAUGUGUGUUUUACAGGUAAUGCUAAGAAAAUGUAUUAG